Molecule: messenger RNA, 2612 nt
Organism: Pseudo-nitzschia multistriata
Lineage: Eukaryota; Bacillariophyta; Bacillariophyceae; Bacillariales; Bacillariaceae
Source: the annotation of a GenBank genome assembly
GACAAGUGAUUCGUUUCCUUUAGCAGGGUAUGUACAAGUAUCCUCUCGUUGUGAUAUUGUCAAACGCUUUAGGUCACUUGGGAAUUCCCGAGACACAACAUUGCUCUUCAUAGCAACUAUUUCCCCCUGUGGAACCGUAUUGGAGAAAUACAAUGCCAAAAUCCAAACAAUUAAAACUCUAUCCUCUGUUUCGUCGACCCUCUGAGGUCUCUUCAGUAGACCAUGUCAAGAACGACACGGGUAACGCAAUCGAUGUCGACAGCGAUAGUGACGAAGACAAUAUUCCCCUGACCAGCCUAUUGCUUUCCCGACCGACGCCAAGCCAGGAUUCCAAUGGUAUAGAGAGGAAUCGAAAACCGUCKGGAGCAAAAAGUGGCCUAAAAGCGCUCAAGGGCCAAAAGAAAAACGAGAAGAAACGGCUUGCGUCUGCUGUGUCGGCGAGUGCUCAUUGUGACAACACAGAGAACAAAAAUCCUCGAUUCAAUGCACCUGCUACCGAUUGCAAGCAAAAAGAAAUUAAAACCAGAGUAGAAGAAUCCUUUGCUCCAUCGAAGAAGAUGUCAAAACAUACAAAAAUAGGUAGAAAGGCAACGGUCCAGGCGACAAUCACAGCUGCCAUUGCGUCGGCGAAUGAUCAUACAAAAAAACCUGCUCAGACGAAGCGUGCGGCGGACUCAGAUAAUCCAGAUGGGGAAAGGGAAAUAAAGCUCGAAACACUUCUCAAAUCUGAAAUCAAUAAAAAUAGCGCUCCCCUGUCAUCAAAAACAUUGCCAACGAAUCACUGUUCUAGCGACGAAAAACACAAGAAUGGUAGCCGAUGGAAAGUGGGCGUUCCGCUUUUCAGUCAAUCAACGAUGGAUUUUGUUGCAUCGGAGGGGGGUGAUUCCAAGGAACCGUUUCGGAAGAAUAUCGUCCAUACCCUCAAUAGAAGAACCACCCACGGUGGUUGUCUGGUGCAAGGCCCGCUCCGUCGCCACUAUUCUCCUUCUAGCAAGGCAAGGAUGGAGCAAAACCGAAGAUCGUCGUUACCUCUUUCGUCGUCCUGGCCCACAAAAUUGAAAAUUCCCUCCUGGAUCUCCCUGGAACAACCAUUGACGGGGAACACAGCAAGUAGCAUUGGGGGGAACAUCGAUCACAUGGCUUGGGAUGCAAUGGGGGUUCUACUCGCCGUUUCCAGCGACCGAACCAUACGCAUUUACGACUGGGACAUGCUCAGAGCCGCCGACAUACGGGGGCGGAGCGACCGCGCCCGAAAUACAAACGACCAUACCGAGUUCAAAAUCCCCCCUAUUGUUAACUUUCAACUCCCACACCCCGUGUCGAGUCUCGUAUGGAACCCGUUCGAAAUGGACGAGUUGGCUGUUGGAUUUCGGUAAGAAGGGCCUUCUGUUUACAAUUGAUUUGUUUGCUUUUGGAUUCCAAAUAGUCGAUAAUUGCUUACAACUUCGUACGUGGGGGGCUUUCAACUUUCUUCUGUAUUGGAUAGCGUGUCGGGGCAAACCAUCAUUUACAACGUCGAUCGAGUUGCUCGGUGGAUAGCAAAAGAUCCCUCGAGGUACAAUCGGCGCCCUCUACCCCAUUCAACUCAUCAGAGCAUUGUGCUGCAGCGGGUCACCGGAUCGAUUGGAGAUAUACUUUUCUUGGAUGCAGACAACAUGUUGAUUGCUGUAGGGAACACCUUAUUCCGAUGGAAACGCAAUCUAGAAAAAUUACGGCGUCUCAAACAGCGUCAACCAAACGGAGCUUUUGCCUCCGGAAUUCUUGUUUGGCGCUAUCAGCCACCGUCACCCGUGACCUCCAUGGCACUGAUCGGAUCGAAUAUGGUCAUCGUUGGAACCAAUCGUGGGCACCUGCUUUUGAUCGAUUGGACCAAACGGACCAAGGUCACGCUUUCUUUCUCCCACGAACACCGACCUAAAGUCCUCCAGUCCUGGCUUCCACACGAGCGUCUGAAGGCCACGCAUGAAGACAAGGGUCUACGGAAUAGGAUGGGAAUCGUGAAGUUAAGAGUAGAGAGCAGCAACCAGAGUUGCACCGUGGGGAAGAAGAACUGGGGCCGCUGCCGUGUAUUGUGGGUGACACUUAGUGGCUGGCUACUAUCCACGAUACUAGAAUCAGCUGUUCGGAUUUCAGAGCCUUGCCUUGUCCAUAGUGCAAGCCCCAAGGUUAUGUACACGAACUCUGACGGAAUUCCAAUCACGACAGACAAGAGAAGCUGGAGCCUACCAUAUAAUCCCAUAGGCGUUGAUAUGUCCAAUCAACAUUCGGCCUGCUGGGUAGGGGUUCCUGGCGUUACGAGAAAACUCUCGCACCACGAUAAGUUUGUAUUGGAUUCACAACCAAGCACUGUCGUUUCCAAGCGAAGGUCGUUGAUGGUUCAUGGUAUUGGAGACAAAAUACGAAACAUUCCUCUUCCAGGAAUCGUGAAAGGUCUACCGCAAUCGAUCGCUGUUCAUCCCAGUUUUGAAUGGAUCUUAGUUGGUGAAGGAAAAAGGCUUCACGUGAUGGUUGGCUCAGGGCGCGCCAAUACAAAUGGCUAAUAUUUACUACUAGAAAACAAGUUUCAAACAUCAACUACUUUCUAACAUCUCAAACAAAAGUCUAUCAAAAUU